This is a messenger RNA of Pongo pygmaeus (Bornean orangutan), 3731 nucleotides long. It is a transcript of the gene ARL1, whose product is annotated as ARF like GTPase 1. Gene Ontology annotation, molecular function: GTP binding; GTPase activity. Bases 1404 to 1988 code for a protein of 194 amino acids. The transcript is spliced from 5 exons. The record is from RefSeq and is a predicted model, not a curated record. Lineage: Eukaryota; Metazoa; Chordata; Mammalia; Primates; Hominidae.
AAAUAUAUACAAUUUUUAUUUAAAGUUAGAAAAAUUAUUUUAAAAUAAACCAAAAAGGCAGUCCGUAAGCUUCUGUUGAAUGGAUAAAAAUCUCUACUAUAAACAAAAACAUAAUAUACAAAGGUAUUAAGAUUUGGAAGAAAACCUAAGAGAGUAUUAACAGUAGUGACUACUGGGGAUCACCGAGAUACAGGGUAUUAAGGAUGGAAGGUUUACUUUUCUCUUUUUUUUGAGACGGAGUGUCGCUGUGUCGCCCAGGCUGGAGUGCAGUGGCAUGAUCUCGACUCACUGCAACCUCUGCCUCCUGAGUUCAAGCGAUUCUCCUGCCUCAGCCUCCUCAGUAGCUGGGACUACAGGCGCCCGCUACCACGCCUGGUUAAUUUUCUGUAUUUUUAGUAGGGACGGGGUUUCACCGUGUUAGCCAGGAUGGUCUCGAUCUCCUGACCUCGUGAUCCGCCCGCCUCGGCCUCCCGAAGUGCUGGGAUUACAGGCGUGAGCCACCGCGCCCGGCCGGAAGGUUUACUUUUCAACGGAUCUUUGGGAAGUUUUAAAACAUACAUGCUCAACCUUUAAAAAUUACUCUAGGGGAAAUCCCUUCUCCACAUCCUAUAGGUGUGCUUCCUUCUUCCUCUCCAUACACUUCACUAUCAAAACCUACAUUACUUCCAACAGUCGACCCUCGAGGGAAUAAGUCCCUGGUCCCCACGAUCGGGACCAGCCAGUCCACACUGCCGACCCCUGAAAGGCGGUCUCAGCUGCUCGGUCAGCGAGAAAAAAGGCCAGCGAGGUCCUCGUCCUGCAGGCCACAGCGAAGACAAAAACCUCCGGUUACUGGCCUCAGGUGCAAGGCUGCUCCGCAUUGGCAGCGCGGGACCAUUCCUAUUAUUAUUACGUAGUCUUGUUUCUUUCUGGGAGAAAGCACCUGGCGAGAGUUGGGCUGGCCCCGCAGGGCGCUCCGGGACACCCGUCCUCUAUAACGCCACAGCCCGCGCCAGCGUUCGACCCGGACGUCUCAUCCAGGCCCGACUCGCAUUUUUAGUUGUCAGAUUCGCCACUUUUUGGUGUCAGAAUUUAAAACAAAAAUUCCAAUUUCUCUAUUUCAGAAGCUCUUUCUGUCCAGGAAAACAGAAGCAGGAGAGACUUCAGGUUUUUGAAUUAUUCGUCUCUUCUGGUCUCCACAGUAUCUACAUCCAGAGAGCGGGGACCGUGAGUCGAAAGCGACGACGCGGAUGCUCAGGCCACCGUUCCCGGCGCGCAGUCGCAGCUGCCCCUCGCUCCCGCCCCCGCCUGGAGUCCGACGUGGAAGUUGCUGGCUGACUGGGCUUGCGAGGAAACCGCCUCGGAGCUGCAGCCGAAGGCCAAGGAAUCACUGAAGAUCGGCGAGGGAGGACAGGGGGUUCAUCAUGGGUGGCUUUUUCUCAAGUAUAUUUUCCAGUCUGUUUGGAACUCGGGAAAUGAGGAUUUUAAUUUUGGGAUUAGAUGGAGCAGGGAAAACCACAAUUUUGUACAGAUUACAAGUUGGAGAAGUUGUUACUACUAUACCUACCAUCGGAUUUAAUGUAGAGACGGUGACGUACAAAAACCUUAAAUUCCAAGUCUGGGAUUUAGGAGGACAGACAAGUAUCAGGCCAUACUGGAGAUGUUACUAUUCAAACACAGAUGCAGUCAUUUAUGUAGUAGACAGUUGUGACCGAGACCGAAUUGGCAUUUCCAAAUCAGAGUUAGUUGCCAUGUUGGAGGAAGAAGAGCUGAGAAAAGCCAUUUUAGUGGUGUUUGCAAAUAAACAGGACAUGGAACAGGCCAUGACUUCUUCAGAGAUGGCAAAUUCACUUGGGUUACCUGCCUUGAAGGACCGAAAAUGGCAAAUAUUCAAAACAUCAGCAACCAAAGGCACUGGCCUCGAUGAGGCAAUGGAAUGGCAAGUAUCAUGUUUCCAGAAGCCAUCUGUGCAUUUGUGUGUGCUUGCAGCUAUGCACGUCCACAUGUAAUUUUUCUCCAGUGUUGAGGAUGAAACUUUGAUUUACUUAGCAGCUUAUUUCAUAAGUUCCUCCAGUGUUUUCUCCCACUGGUCUUCAGGUGCAUCUGUCUUCUUCUCAACUACACCUACCUGAUUACAGUUACUUAGAUAAGCAAAUUCUUUGCCAAUUUUUAGCCUUUUCCCUGCCUCACCUCACCCUCCAAUUCCUUAUCCUUCAGGAAUUAGCUUAAGGCUCUCUUCUGAAGAGCUUUUCCUAAUGUAUCUCUAUUCCUACUGACUAAUCACUCACUUAAAGUUAGAUGCCCUUGUCACAGAUUAGUGACAUAGUACUUGUUUUGCUGUCUUGUAAUUGUUUGAUUUGUUCAUCUACUCAUUAGAUAAUCCUUGCAGAUUGAGACUAGUUUCACCUCUGAGUGAAACUAGUAUGUAGCCCAUCCGUAUGUAGCCCAGAAGUAGUAGUAGCCUGGAAAAUAGAUAUUUGGUCUUUUUUGAAUUUUUCAUUCAAAUCAUAGACAAAUUCAAAGCUUAAAGGAACCUUAUGGAUAUCUAGUGCAUAACCUCAUCUGUGUUAGCUGUCAUCAUUUUAAGUACUUUGGAAUCCACCUCCAAUACAAAGUUUAUUAUAGAUGAUCAUGCUUUAUACCUGAAAAUUAAUUUUAUAAAACAGUUCAUUUUCUCUUUACAGGUUAGUUGAAACAUUAAAAAGCAGACAGUAAUUCAGUCCAUUCUUCUCCCCUGAAAUGAAGACUACAUCACCUCUCUCCCUUUGGAAACAGUCAAGUGUACUUCACACUACUAGAUGUUAAAACUAUAUGAUUAUUGGCAUAUACUGACUGACUGCAAUGUUUGUAGUAAAUAGGGAAAAUAAGUAUUUAGUUGGAGGGAUAAUUCGAUCGAAUCACCUGAAUGUUCUAUGUAAUGUAAAAUAUUCUUUUCUUGCUUUCUUGUGUUAAGGUAUAUAUUCUAUUUGUAUGGAAUUCUUAUUCAAAUACAGUUCUAUUAAAGAGUAUACUCCUAUUGGAUGAAAAAAAAAACUAUUUUUGAAUAGUAGUUGCAGCUUGUUUGUAUAAAUACUAAAAAAUAUCUUAACAGAUUUUUUUCCCCUUAAAAUGAAUUAUCUUUCCAAAGAUUAGACUCAGUAUGAGAGUAGGUGAGGAACAUAGUUUGUAUAAUAUAAUCUUUAUUUGCUUACCUGACCACUUUUUAUUAAGCUGUUUUGUUUAAAAGCUUUUGGUUAUAGGCAUGAAUAUUAUUUUAAUGGUUAACUUCAUUGACUUAUUUGUAAUUGUCAUUUUAUAGUACUUCACAGUUGUCAAAAAAAAUCCUACAAAUAUUGAUCUAGUUGAUCGGUACAGGAAGCUUCUGAAGUAGGUAGGACAGGUUAUGAUGUCUUCACUGUAUGGACAUGAACCCAGGGUUCUAAUAGGUUGGCUUGCCCAAGGUCACCUGCUAGCUAGUAAGGUAGGAAUAGGGCUCAAAGUAAAACUUUUGGUUCAGAAGCUUGACUCAUAAACUAUACUAUAUAUUCCCAAAAAUGUCAGUAUUGACAACACAGUCUAACUCUUAAAUAAAAUUAUGCUAAUUAGUUACAUUCAAAAUAAUGUCUUUAAACUUAUUUGUCUAUACUAGUAGAAGUGAUCAGUGACAUACUAUAAAUAAUCCUAAAUGGUUAUAUUUGAUGGAAUUCAUAACACAUUAAAGAGAAAAUUUCACAUUAAAGGAAGGUUUAAAAAUCUAUUUUCAGAUUAUAAAA